Molecule: messenger RNA, 676 nt
Organism: Paramacrobiotus metropolitanus
Lineage: Eukaryota; Metazoa; Tardigrada; Eutardigrada; Parachela; Macrobiotidae
Exons: 2
Coding region: 137-367 (76 amino acids)
Source: RefSeq, a predicted model, not a curated record
CGUGUACGGUGUGUCAGUUUAGUGUUGUCAAAUUUAGAGCAAGUGCUGCUACUGCAUAUUAUAUAUAUACGACCUGUGGAAUUUACCGCGUUGAAGUGUUUUAAGGAGAUUAAUUCAUAACCAGCGUUUCGAAAAAAUGUUUCCCAAGGAUUCCGCUUCCGUGGACGCCAAGACGACCCAGAAUCCCUCGCAGUACAUGGAGGAGGUGACGGUGACCACUACCGGCAACGUCCAGCCUGGACAGCCCAUGUUCUACACCCAGCAACCCGGCAAGGAAGACAUGCCGCCACAACGGGGUGGAUGCGGGUUCAGCUUGGGCGAAUCAUGUCCGUGUUGUCCGGCCAGCUGCGGUUUUAGCUGCUGUUGAUAUCGUCUACCGGGUGUACGGAAUUGCUGUCGGUUAAUUUCGGCCAAAUUACUGGAUGUGUCCACAUUGAUACUCAUAUAACUAAAUCGCUUUAUUGAAUUUAUUCAAAAUUUAAUAUUGUUAGUCUGUUAUUGUUAUUAAUGUAAAUUCCCUAACAGUUUUAUUUUUCCAUGUCUCGUACUGCCGUCCUUGGGAAUCUGUUUGGGAAAUCAGUGCAGCUACUUUCUGUAUGUUCUUUUUUGUACAUUUCACGUGAUGGUAAACGUCCGUUUAUAUGAUUAUUUCUUAGAAUUAAACUGGAAGACCAGA